Molecule: messenger RNA, 3388 nt
Organism: Camellia sinensis
Lineage: Eukaryota; Viridiplantae; Streptophyta; Magnoliopsida; Ericales; Theaceae
Product: Sec23/Sec24 protein transport family protein
Biological process (GO): COPII-coated vesicle cargo loading; intracellular protein transport; endoplasmic reticulum to Golgi vesicle-mediated transport
Cellular component (GO): COPII vesicle coat; endoplasmic reticulum exit site
Molecular function (GO): zinc ion binding; GTPase activator activity
Source: RefSeq, a predicted model, not a curated record
UGAUUUGAGAAUUCACGGCGAAAUUCUUCGUCGUUCGUUCACUCUCUCUCUCUACCCAGCCGAAGAAGCUCUGAAAAUUUCUCUCUAAAAACCUCCGAAUUUAUUACAAAAACCUAGCUGUAUCUCCCUCUGCCUCUCUGUCUUGAAUGUACACCCUUUUUAACUGGCUGAACUGAAACCUCUGAUCUAAUCCCUAUUUUAUCAUUUGUUUUUUGAGGUGAAAUUUCUCUGUUUCUCUUCGAUAAUCUGAUUGAUUUAUAUGGGGGAAUUUCUCUAGGGGAAUUAUCCGAUCGAUUUCUCUGGGGGAAUUUCUCCGAUCAAUUUCUUGAAGUGGGUCUCAAUCAAAACCGAUUCUUGGUUCCUGCCGUGGGGGGUUUUAAGUCCGUUCUUCUAUUGAGGGUUAGAUUGAGAUUUAUCAUAGUCCGUUUGUAUAUCCUUUUUUUUUUGUUUUGAUUUUUGAAUUGUUGUUAGGUCUUUUGGUUGAAACUUGGGGAAUCAAUCAAUCAAAGACAUUGGUUUGAAGAAACAAACCCUUUGAGCUUUUCUUGAGGUUUCUUGGCACUGGGGUUCUUGGGGUUUGUUAAAGGGUUCUUGUGAGAAAUCUGAAUUAUCACCCCAAUGGCUAACCCUCCACCACAACCUUCCCUUGGAUUCUCAGUUUCAAUCACCCCCUCGAACAACCAAGAUGCAACAAAAUCGAACCCACCACCACUAACUCCUCCUCUUUACCCAUCUCCCACAGGCUCAAGAUUUCAUCCACAAACCCUACAAUCAUCGGAUCAGAUUCCUUCCCCAUCAAUUAAGACCCCAAGUUUGCCAUCGCCGCCGGUGAAUGGGAUUAGAAUUGGCAGCCCUGCUCCUCAUUUGAGCACCCCUCCCGGCCCUCCCGUGUUUUCGUCGCCGCUCCAACCGGCUGCUGUCCCAUUUCGAACUUCUCCGGCCACUCCGCAGCCCCUUGCUUUUUCUUCAGGUUCCUCUGUGCCCACUUCCUCCCCUCCCCAUUUUUCAAAUGGGCCGGUCGAGUUGCAACACCAACUUUCUGAUGCUUCAGAGCAGUCUAUGCCUGUUACCGAAUCACCAUACGUUUUAUUCUCAGCUCAUAAGGUAUUGAAACUGAAGAAGCUGGCAAAUAUACCCAGUUUGGGGUUUGGGGCACUGGUUUCCCCCGGGAGUGAGAUCUCACCAGGUCCUCAAAUAAUCCAACGUGAUCCCCAUCGCUGCCAAAAUUGUGGAGCUUAUGCGAACCUCUAUUGUAAUAUCUUACCUGGCUCGGGCCAGUGGCAGUGUGUAAUUUGUUGGAAUCUGAAUGGAAGUGAAGGCGAAUACAUAGCUUCCAGCAAGGAAGAGCUUCGUAAUCUACCAGAGCUGUCAUCUCCUUUGAUCGAUUAUGUCCAAACUGGGAACAAGAGACCUGGAUUUAUUCCAGUCUCUGAGUCUAGAAUGUCAGCACCUAUAAUUCUGGUAAUAGAUGAGUGUUUAGAUGAACCACACCUCCAGCAUUUACAGAGUUCCUUGCAUGCUUUUGUAGAUUCACUCCCCACAACAACAAGAAUUGGGAUUGUUUUGUAUGGUCGCACAGUAUCAGUAUAUGACUUCUCAGAGGAAUCAAUUGCAUCUGCUGAUGUGCUACCUGGUAACAAAACACCGACACAGGAGUCCUUAAAGGCAUUGAUUUAUGGGACAGGAAUAUACUUGUCACCAAUUCAUGCUUCACUACCCGUGGCACACAGUAUAUUUUCAUCAUUGAGUCCAUACAAACUGAAUAUUGCAGAGGCUUCAAGAGACCGUUGCCUGGGUACAGCAGUGGAGGUUGCUCUGGCAAUAAUUCAAGGGCCAUCAGCAGAAAUGUCUCGAGGGGUGGUUAAAAGAACUGGAGGUAAUAGCAGAAUUAUUGUGUGUGCUGGAGGGCCAAAUACAUAUGGCCCGGGAUCAGUCCCUCAUUCUUUUAGUCAUCCAAACUAUCCCUAUAUGGAGAAAACAGCAUUGAAGUGGAUGGAGAAUCUAGGCCGUGAGGCUUAUCGGCACAAUACAGUGGUUGAUAUUCUUUGUGCUGGAACAUGCCCUGUAAGAGUUCCUGUUUUGCAACCUCUAGCAAAAGCUUCUGGGGGAAUUUUGAUUCUCCAUGAUGACUUCGGAGAGGCCUUUGGUGUGAACUUGCAGAGGGCAUCUACUAGGGCAGCAGGUUCACAUGGUUUGCUGGAAAUGCGUUGCUCUGAUAAUAUUCUAAUAACUCAAGUUAUAGGUCCUGGUGAGGAGGCACAUACAGACAGUCAUGAAACAUUUAAGAAUGACGCCUCUCUCUCUAUACAAAUGUUAAGUGUUGAAGAAACACGGUGCUUUUCAAUUUCCAUGGAAACCAGAGGAGAUAUAAAGGGUGACUAUGUAUUUUUCCAGUUUGUGAUUCAAUAUACAAAUGUCUAUCAAGCUGAUAUCUCAAGAGUUAUUACUGUCAGAUUGCCCACUGUGGAUAGUGUUUCAGCAUAUCUUCAGAGUGUUCAAGAUGAAGUGGCUGCUGUUCUCAUUGCUAAGAGGACUCUCUUGCAAGCCAAAACCUCGUCCGAUGCGAUUGAUAUGCGAGCAACAAUAGAUGAGAGAGUAAAAGAUAUUGCUUCCAAAUUUGGGUCUCAAAUGCCAAAGUCAAAGCUUUAUCGUUUCCCUAAGGAACUACCCUUAUUGCCAGAGCCCUUGUUUCAUCUUAGAAGGGGCCCAUUGUUGGGAGGCAUUGUGGGUCAUGAAGAUGAAAGGUCUGUGUUGCGGAAUUUGUUUUUGAAUGCAUCAUUUGAUCUGUCUCUUCGGAUGUUGGCGCCUCGUUGUCUAAUGCAUCGUGAAGGUGGUACUUUUGAGGAACUACCAGCUCACGACCUUGCUCUGCAGUCUGAUGCGGCAGUUGUUCUUGACCAUGGCACAGAUGUCUUCAUUUGGUUGGGUGCUGAACUUGCUGCUCAGGAAGGAAAAAGUGCUGCAGCUUUAGCAGCUUGCAGAACAUUGGCUGAAGAGCUUACUGAAUUGCGGUUCCCGGCUCCUCGGAUCCUGGCAUUCAAAGAGGGGAGCUCUCAGGCUCGAUAUUUUGUUUCCCGGUUGAUACCAGCACACAAGGAUCCCCCAUAUGAGCAGGAGGCAAGAUUCCCACAACUUCGAACUUUGACUACAGAACAAAGGACGAAGCUGAAAAGCAGUUUUCUUCACUUCGACGAUCCUAGCUUCUGCGAGUGGAUGCGCAGCUUGAAAGUGCUGCCACCUGAGCCAAGCUAAUGAACCCAUCUUUGGAUCUUUUGUGGCCAGUGCAUUUCUAUAUUCUAGAAUCCGAGUUGCUUCUAAACAUGCCUGUGAUGUCCAUUUUCUCCAGCCUUUUCUUUUUUUUUUUCCUAGUUAGAUGAUCUAUAUAACU